CCGGGAAAUCCGAUGUGAAGUUUGGCACGCAUUUGGCGGGAAAUACACCACACAACUAGUACAGGCGUGCUAUGCAGGCGUGGAAGAGGCUUCGUGAGGUCUGAUUCUGGCGAGGUCUGAAUGAUACGAAGGGGAUGAAACCAUUGUUUUGCAAUGCAUUAGGAGUGAUAAGAAAGUCGGAAGAGCCGUGUUGAUACAUUAAAUGUUAAUGUGGUCAAAGUACUAGGUUGCCUAUAAAUAUAAAUAAAAAUCAUUAAGUGGUGAUGUAUUAUUGCAUAGCCUUUGGAGUGUCUGGUGUUAGGAUAUAACCUAAUAAGAAUGCCAUGUCCUGUAAUUAAUCAUACAAUGGAGAAUGGGAAAAGUGUAGAAGAGGAGAAGGCGCAAGAUAUGCCAAAUGACAUUUCUCAACCAAGCCAAUCAAGUAAUGAAGGGCUUAAUACUGAAGAGAGUGAAUGGUUACCAGGAGAUUUGCUUUGGGCACGAAUUGGUCGUCAUCCAUUUUGGCCUUGCAUAGUUGUUGUGGAUCCUCGGAAUGCAAUGUAUCUUGAAACGAAGAGAACAGGUCGAUCAUCUCAGCAACAAGUCCAUGUUCAAUAUUUUGGAGACAAUGGAAGUCGUAGCUGGGUUUCAGUUAAUCAAAUAAUGAAAUAUUCAGGGAAAAAUAAUCUGUUAAAGUUUGCAGAGACAAAAAAAAAGGAUAAGAGAUAUUCAACAGCUUUUCCUCAACCAGGAAAAAAUCAGAAGUGGGAUUAUGCUGUAAAAGAAGCAGAAGAGGCUGUCCUGAAAUCAAGGAAUGAACGAAUCCUGUUUUUUGAAGAGUUUUAUCCUAUAUUUACUCAACAUAAAAGUGACGAAAAAAGCCAGGUGAAGGAGAAAGUGAACAAAUCAGGGUCACAGAAAAUUCGCCUUGGAAGGAAAACCAAAGAACAGAAUGAGGAAAUCCCCGAUACGGAAUCAAAUAAUUCUGCUGCAAGAGGGGAUGGUGCUCAUGAGGUAAAGAAACGUGUUUUGGAAAAGGAAGAUUCAGAAGAAAAUUUGAAAUCGGAAGGAGGAAAACCACUUAGAAAAGUAAAACGGCGGAAAACGGAUAAAAAACCACCCGGUGUCUUCGAAGUUUUUGUGGACCGCUGUGCCAAUUUAUUUGCUGUUGAUAGGCCGGAGUUUCAGGCUGAUCGUGCAAAAUGUAUUAGAUUUAUGCGAGCUAUGUGGUCUUCAAUGACCGAGGAAGAGAAAUCACGGAAGAUAAGUAAUUAUAAAAUUCUUUUUAAAGAUUUUAUUGCUACAAUUUUCUACAAUCACCUUUAUUCCAAAAGUAAUAAUCAAAAAAAUCUAAACAGAAACGUCUGA
This is a messenger RNA of Gryllus bimaculatus (two-spotted cricket), 1347 nucleotides long. NCBI's taxonomy places the organism in Eukaryota, Metazoa, Arthropoda, Insecta, Orthoptera, Gryllidae. The record is from the annotation of a GenBank genome assembly.